UUGGUUUGCUAGCAGCAUGGAGCAGAUCACGUCCACUGUGGGCCCUUCGAACAUCUCCUCCUCUCCUGGAAAUCCGUCCCCGGGCUCCUGGGACUCCAGUGGUCUGGCUCCAGCGGUGCUGCUCUCCUUCUGUUUCCUGCUGGGACUUCCUGGAAACAUUUCUGUGAUCCUAUUAAAGUCCAAAUGGCAGCACAUGUCCAGCCUGAGCCAGACUUUGAUGCUGAAUCUGGCCAUGGCCGACAUUUUGUGCCUGCUCACGCUGCCUCUGUGGAUUUACGCCCUUCUCUUCGGCUGGACCUUCAGCUUGGCGGCCUGUAAGACCCUCUCAUAUCUGGUGUAUUGCAGCAUUUAUAGCAGCCUGCUGACUGUGACGACGCUGAGCGUGCAGCGUUACCUGCAGGUGGUCUACCUGCAGAGGAGCUUAAAUCUGACAGGACAGAGGUGGCAGCUGGUCCUCUGGCUGGCUGCAUUGAUCCUGGCCAGUCCGGCGUUAGUUGUUGACGAGCUGAUCACAGACCAGCAAUGGCCCCGCUGCAGGCCACCAUCUUCCGAGGCACAAAUGCUACCUUUGCUGCUGACAGAGACCUGUAUUGGCUCAGUUUCAUUGUUCAUCGUUGUGUUUUCUUACAUCUGCAUCCAGAGGAAGGUGAGCCAAGGAGCCCUUUUCAACAGGCCGCAGACGAGCAGACUGAUCAGCAGCAUCAUCGUGACCUUUGUGGUCCUGUGGAUGCCAUAUCUUAUGGUGAAUGUGCUUGGAGUUUUAGGUUUUACUCUCAGUAAUAGCAACCUGCUGACAUUUUGGAUGAAAAGCUCAGACGUUUUUGGAGCUUUGAUAUUUUUGAACACCUGUGUGAAUCCACUGCUAUAUGCAUUUGCAUCUUGCACUAUGUGCCAAAAAAAUGUGCAGGAAUAGAGAUGUUUCGUAUACAAGAAGCCACUGGAUUAAACUACAGACGAUAACAUUAACACAGUUGAGGUUCUGAGCCCUCUUAAACUGUAUGAAAGCUUGAACUUCAUGCAUUUAGAUUUGAUCAUUGUUAACUUAAUUAUCUUCUGCUUUUAUCAACAUUUGUUUUGGCUGAUGAAUAUUCAUUAAGGUUUCAGGCUUUUGUCACUUACAGUAACUUCGUCUCUGUCACACCUGCCAGUAAAACUCUAAUCUAAUGUUCCUCACUUGCUCUCCUUUUAGUCAUUUCUGGUGAGACUGUAAUUAACAUCAGCUUCACGUGUUUGGAGAACCAGGAGAUCCAGGGGGUCUUCCUGUGCAUGUGGGGGCUUUUCCUGAGUUAGGUCCUCAAAGGUCACAGACACAUCACCACGUCCUCUUCCCAGGCUGCACAUCAACAACAACAGCCUGGGUCAGCACACAACAAACAAACCUUUGGUACUGGACCUCGUCUAGACACCAAUCAAACCAACAUGUUAGCAGCGCUGUGUGUGUGUGAGUGACUCAGUAUUUCCUCCCAGCUGCUCCUUUGGGUCCAAGCAGGGUUUUCUGGCUGCUUAUCAACACAGAAAGCAUUGCUUUCCCAGGCAAGGAUGACUUCUCCUCCACAUUCAGGCUAUGUACUCCUGCCAAGAUGCUCACUUAAAAUACCGUGUUCUGUAACACACACACUGCUGCUUAUGAAGGGGGGUUCUCCACCGGCACAGGAAGAAAACCGUCUAAAAUAGAAUCACGUCGACUCAGACUCUACUGAAACUAAAAUUCUUAUUCGUAACAUGAUUUACCAAUAAACUACUCUAGAAGUGCAAAAAAAGGGAUGUA
Molecule: messenger RNA, 1768 nt
Organism: Betta splendens (Siamese fighting fish)
Lineage: Eukaryota; Metazoa; Chordata; Actinopteri; Anabantiformes; Osphronemidae
Product: leukotriene B4 receptor 1-like
Exons: 1
Coding region: 17-913 (298 amino acids)
Biological process (GO): immune response; G protein-coupled receptor signaling pathway
Cellular component (GO): membrane
Molecular function (GO): G protein-coupled receptor activity
Source: RefSeq, a predicted model, not a curated record